Molecule: messenger RNA, 657 nt
Organism: Pleurotus ostreatus (oyster mushroom)
Lineage: Eukaryota; Fungi; Basidiomycota; Agaricomycetes; Agaricales; Pleurotaceae
Exons: 10
Coding region: 1-657 (218 amino acids)
Source: RefSeq, a predicted model, not a curated record
AUGAUGCGAGGUUUUACUUUGCUCUCAGCGCUCGUUGCUUUGGCGUCUGGUGUCUCCGCGCAUUAUCGGUUUACUUCCCUAAUUGUUGGAACAACCACCACAUCCCCUUAUCAAUAUGUUCGUUCAAACACGAAUUCGAAUUCCCCCAUCACCGACGUAACCUCAAACGACCUGCGCUGUAACGCCGGAGGCCUUGCUUCAGGACCAAGCACACAGACGGCUACCGUUUCUGCUGGCACGACGGUUGGAUUUGCACUAGAUCAAGCCAUAUUCCACCAAGGAACAUUGAAUGUUUAUAUGGCUAAGGCCCCCGACAAUGUUGCCGCCUCGGAUUUCGACGGCUCUGGUACUGUGUGGUUCAAAGUUCACGUAUACUUGACUCAAUUCUCUUUCCAACUCCCCGACGCGUUGCCCAGCGGACAAUAUCUCCUCCGCGUCGAACAUAUCGCACUUCACGGCGCGUCAUCCUUUGGAGGCGCCCAAAUUUACAUCUCCUGUGCUCAGCUGAACGUAAUCAACGGCGGGAAUGGAGCACCUGGUCCAUUGGUCGCCAUUCCUGGUGUUUAUGAUGGACACGAGCCUGGUAUUCAAAUCAACAUUUACUGGCCGGUGCCCGUGUCUUACACGCAGCCAGGACCUGCCGUAUGGUUGGGAUGA